Planococcus citri (citrus mealybug) is the source of this 4462-nucleotide messenger RNA. RefSeq lists its product as uncharacterized. The record is from RefSeq and is a predicted model, not a curated record. Lineage: Eukaryota; Metazoa; Arthropoda; Insecta; Hemiptera; Pseudococcidae. The transcript is spliced from 9 exons. Bases 754 to 2094 code for a protein of 446 amino acids.
UGGCAAACGAGCAUUUUCUGAGCAGUCAGAUUUAAAAUCUGACUACCACAAUCUGACUGCGUGGCAAUACGUCACGUUCGGAUGGUUGGGUAGGUGCGAAACUUUCAGCGGGGGAAGGAGAAGGUACCAUAUUGCGCAUGCGCGAGAAGUUUACUUCUACAUUCGUGGGUACUUCUCCUUCACACUAUUGUCAACAGUAUGCUAUGCUAUUGUUCAGUUCGCCAUGUUGUGAAGUUUUUCAGAUUAUUUCGGUUGGUUUAAUAAGUAUAUCUUAAUUCUUAUUGAGAAUUUAUAUUAUUGCUACGUAUAGUGUUGUGUUUUAUAAAAGAAUCCGAACUCCAAAGUUCUCGUUUUGUCGUUAAGUUUUUUUUAAUAAUCUCUAAAGUCGCUUUAGUUAAUCGAAUCAAUUCGGAUUCGGAACGAGUAUUCAAGAGGACAUAUUGAAAUCGAAUAAAUUGUUACCCUUUCCGAACCUGUCCACCUGCCAAAGGGCCUUUUUUGUGAUGAUACCUCACCAUGUCAUGUAAUUUUAUUACUUUCGAAGGAACACGAUAUCGAGUCCCCAGAUGUCCAUUAUGCGUCAAUGAGUUGGCUGUUAAGUAUUUGAAGUCGGUUGCGGAAAAAAAAAUAUUAAAAAGAAGAAUAGAAUCGCUCCAACGAGAAAAUAAACGUUUAAAACAAAACUUAUCAUUCCUUGAGGAUCCGGCGCCGUUGUCGCAGUCAAUUUUGAAUUAGAUUUCUUCAGAGUUCAGGAUGAAACUAUUCGACACCGAGAUAACGCAUCCAUAUGUGGUAGUGCACGACGAGGGAGCAUUCUUAGGGACAGAGUUUCUUACUGGCGGUAUAUGUAUUAUCCAUAGAGAUUGGAUUAAUUUCGAAACAACUACUAUGUCUUAUCCAUAUGGGGAAAACAGAAUUGAAACUCAAGCAUUCCGUGAAAAGGCAGUUACUGAACCGUUCUUACCAUCAGUGCCUUUAACGGGCAACAACCUCAAACUGUUUAAAAGUUUAACCUGGAUCAAUAGUAAAAUCUGCAAGUACUACGGACAAUACGGAAAAUAUCGAAGUGCCCUUAAAAAAGUUUCUGAACUAGAAAACGAGUCGAGUGCGAGUUUGCUUAAUAAUUAUGCUAUUGCUCAUAACGAGAAAUCUGCGACAAUAACGUCAUCAGAAGAGCCUCAUGAAGAUAUCCAGUCUGAUGUAGUUAUCCAGCCUCAUGAAGAUAACACGCCUCCAAAAGUUAUCGAUCUUCAAAAUAUGGCUUUGCCAUGUGCUACAAAAAAGCUGCCAUCUGAAGAAACCCAUAUCAUCAUCAAGACGAUUAAAAAUGUCGAGGCAAAAGUGACUGACCAGUACGUAAAGUUAAGAAGAACAUGCACUGCACGAUUCCUGAAACUUGAACAAGCCAUAGCUACUCUCAACGAUGGUCGCACACCUACAAAAGAGACUCCAACUGCGGCUGUAAUAACUUCUCCGGUGAAAAUAUCACCAUGCAAAGCAGUCCGUCAGAAAUCCGUUUUAAAUCUUCCUCUGGUUUCGGUGGAAGACUGGACAAACUUCGACCAAAAACUAAAAUCCAACAAACUUUUCAACACAACGUUUAGGAAAUACCUGAACAGCUUUGGAAAUUUUGGAAAGCGAAAACAUGACUUGAAAAAAUCACCGUUUGUGGCCUCUAUUUUCGAUUCAAUUUCAUCCAAAACCGAUGCGUGUAAAGUCGUCAAUUUUUCUGGAUCGAACCAAAAAUUCAACUUGAAAACAUCUACUAUGUACGAGAUGAUGUACAAAUAUACUGAAAACCGGUACGAAAAUGGGUUUCCGCAGGCGGUUUUUGAAAGCCGAGUUAAAUCCUGGAUUCACGCCGGACAUGAAAAGAACAGUCUAUUGGCCAGAAAAAAUGAAGAAAAUGUUACGACUACUUCGUCACCAUCGUCAACUUCCGUCAGUGCGAUUGAUUCAGUGAGCACCUCCUCGGUUAUUGUGUGCACCUCAUCGGUCAGUACCGCGCCUAUCAGCACCCCAUCUAUCAGCACCCCAUCUAUCAGCACCCCAUCUGCCAGCCCAUCAUCGAAAACGGGUUCGGAAUCUUCGUAAUAUUUUUUUUUACAUAUUAUUUUAUCCGGUUUUUUAUCAUUAUUCCUUAUAUUCGUAUUAGGUGGCGCUCCUACUGCCUUUUUAUACCUGAGCCAUUCCACGUCAAUUCGACCAAGAAGUGGUAAGGGGGGGAGGGUCGCGAUUUUUUCAAAAUUUUUCCCAAUGAAAGACCUUUUGAAGGGUUGACCAAUGGCGCAAAUCGAACCCCUCUAGCCCUUUUUUAAAGGCUGCUAGGGGGUGUCAAAGUUUUUAAUGAACUUGAAAUAUCAUCUACUUCAGCAGUGGAUUAAUCGAUAACUCUGAUACCUACAAAAAUGGAACUUUUUCCAAUAGUUAGGGGUUUUGAAAGGCUUUUUAAUGAUAUUAUAAAAAUCAGUCUUGUGACUUUUUUUCGUACAAAAAAUUGGUUCGAUAAGUUUGAAAACGUAGCUUUUAUAUCGUUCCGACUCUGAAAAAUUCUGAAAAAAUAUAUUACGGAUAGCUUUUUAUGCUGAACAACAUAUUGAAAAAUUGGGAUGGCAUUAUGUCUUAAACUCGAUUUUAAAAAAUGGGAAGUUUUCGAAAAAAUGCGAUUUUUUGAUUUGAAACAUUAAAAAAAGUUUUGACUGGUGAAGUUGACCCAUUUUCCCCCUAUUUUUACGUAUCCGUUGAAAAAGUUGAAAAAUUCCCUUCACUCGAUGAAAUAAACUCAUCACAAAAAAAUGAAAAUUCAAGAAAUUUACAAAUUUCAAUUUUUUUGGUUACGAGUAUGAUUUUUAUAAACUUUUUUAUGAAAUACGCCCGAAAGAGGUCGAAAUAAGACAAUUGAAUAAAUUGAAACUGUUUUUGAUUUUUGGAAUUGAAAAUUGAAUUUUUUUGAAUUUUUAUUUUUUUGUGAUUUUAUUUUAUCGAGUGAAGGGGGUUUUCAACGUUUUCAACGGAUACGUAAAAAUAUGGGUCAAAUGGGUCAACUUCACCAGUCAAAACUUUUUUUCAUGUUUCAAUUCAAAAAAUCGCAUUUUUUCGAAAACUUUCCAUUUUUUUAAAUCGACUUUACGACAUAAUGCCAUUCCAAUUUUUCAAUUUAUGUUGUUCAGCAUGAAAAGUUGUCCGAUAUAUAUUUUUUCAGAAUUUUUGAGAGUCGGAACGAUAUGAAAAUUACGUUUAGAAACUUUUCGAGCCAAUUUUUCGUACGAAAAAAAGUCACAAGACUGAUUUUUAUGAUAUCAUCAAAAAGCAUUUCAAAAUCCUCAACUAUUGGAAAAAGUUUCAUUUUGGUAGGUAUCGCAGUUAUCGAUUAAUCCACUGCUGAAAUGGAUGAUAUUUCAAGUUCACUGAAAACUUCGACACCCCCCCCCCCCAGCAGCCUAUAAAAAAGGACUAGAGGGCUUCGAUUUGCGCCAUUGGUCAUCUCUUUGGAAGGUAUUUCGUUGGGAAAAAUUUUGAAAAAAUUGCGACCCUCCCCCCUUACUACUUCUUGGUCGAAUUGUCGUGGAAUGACCCAUGUACCUACGUAUUCGUAUGGGUUUGAAUAAAGUAAUUUUAAUUAGUUUUCUUCGCCUCUCGUUUUCAGGCCAUUUUGUCAAAUUAUACUUAGGUACAUAAUAUUUUAUUCGGUUUUCUACCAUUAAUUUUUCCUACUUAUAUAUUCUUAUUGGAUUUUGUUUUUGGGGAAAUCUUGGUUAAUUUUAAGCUGUACGAAUUGGAUUUUUAGAUCUUGAGAAAUUCGAGAUAUUUUUGAAGUGGCAGAUUACGAAUUUAGAUAUAGCUUUUUGCUCGUACCACCUUUUUAUGGGUACCUACGUAUUCGUACUUAAUGGUUUUGAAUAAAGUAAUUUUUGAUUAGUUUUCUUUGCAUCUCGUUUUUAGGCCAUUUUGUCGAAUUAUACGUAAUAUUUUAUCCGAUUUUUUACCAUUAAUUAAUCGUUAUAUUCUUAUUGGAUUUUGUUUUUUUAAAUUAGUUUUCUUUGCAUCUCGUUUUUAGGCCAUUUUGUCGAAUUAUACGUAAUAUUUUAUCCGAUUUUUUACCAUUAAUUAAUCGUUAUAUUCUUAUUGGAUUUUGUUUUUUUAAAUUAGUUUUCUUCGUCUCUCGUUUUUAGAUCAUUUUGUCGAGUUAUACCUACGUAAUAUUUUAUCCGGUUUUUUUACCAUCAAUUAUUCGUUAUUAUAUGUAGUUUUUUACUCGUACCGUUUUUUUAAAUGUACAUAUUCGUAUGGUUUUGAAUAAAGUCUAAAAAGAAAUAAAAAAUAAUUGUUGCUUAGCAUUUUUUUUUUUUCAAUAACCUAAACAAAACCAAAAAAAUUUAAAAAUCAAUACCAAAAUUUAUCAUUCUCAUGGCCACUGAAUGCAGUCAUAUCUACGCUCAUAUUAGCAGUCAUAAUAAUAUUG